AUGGUAGAGCAAAAUUUCACCAAAGUGAAGGAGUUCAUUCUUUUAGGGUUCACAGCUGACUUGCAAUUACAGAGAGUACUUUUUUUGAUCUUCCUCAUAAUUUAUGUCUUCUGUCUCCUGGGAAACAUCACUAUGAUUUUUCUGAUCUGUGCUGAUUCUCGACUCCACACACCCAUGUAUUUCUUCAUUGGGAAUCUGUCAUUCCUGUACCUCUGGUAUUCUUCUCUUUUUGCCCCCAAAAUCCUGAUGAUCUGCAUCACUGAUGACAAAAGCAUCUCCUUUGCUGGCUGCCUGGCUCAGUUCUUCUUUGCUGCUGGUCUUGAUCUUAGUGAGUGUUAUUUGUUGGCUGCCAUGGCUUAUGACUGCUAUGUGGCCAUCACCAAUGCCCUGCUUUAUUCCCAGGCAAUGCCCCUGAGGUUAUGUGCCAGUCUUGUUGCAGCUUCAUACUUUGGUGGCUUUCUUAACUCAACUAUUAUGAUCAGCAAAACAUUUACACUCAGCUUCUGUGACAACAAUGUCAUUGAUGAUUUCUUCUGCGAUCUACCCCUACUUGUGAAGCUGGCAUGUGAUGUGAAGGAGAACUACCAGGCUGUGGUCUGUUUCAUAAUGGCCUCCAAUGUCUUCACACCCACCAUACUAAUUCUUGCAUCCUAUCUCUUCAUCAUUGCUGCUAUUUUGAAUAUCUGCUCUAUCCAAGGCCAUCUAAAGGUUUUUUCCACUUGUGGCUCACAUCUGACAGCUGUCACCUUGUACUAUGGCUCAAUUCUCUUCAUUUACUCUAGAUCAAGCAGUAGCUAUGCCCUAGAAUGGGAUAAAGUGGUGUCUGUGUUCUAUACUGUGGUGACUUCAGUGUUGAACCCUUUGCUAUAUAGUUUAAGAAAUAAAGAUGUGAAAGAUGCCCUGAAGAAAAUGCUGGAUAGAGCCAAGGUAUCUUAA
This is a messenger RNA of Choloepus didactylus (southern two-toed sloth), 936 nucleotides long. RefSeq names its product olfactory receptor 1013-like. The coding region runs from base 1 to 936 and encodes 311 amino acids. The transcript has a single exon. Gene Ontology annotation, molecular function: odorant binding; G protein-coupled receptor activity; olfactory receptor activity. Gene Ontology annotation, cellular component: membrane. The record is from RefSeq and is a predicted model, not a curated record. NCBI's taxonomy places the organism in Eukaryota, Metazoa, Chordata, Mammalia, Pilosa, Megalonychidae. Gene Ontology annotation, biological process: G protein-coupled receptor signaling pathway; sensory perception of smell.